AGGGUAAUAGAACAGUAAACUAUGUUGCUUCAUUGGGCCAUUUUAUGCAUGCUCACCAAGAUAUCGAUCCGUUUAUAAAUAAUAAUUUUAUUUAUUUAUUUAUUCUGAUAAAUUAGGGUAUAGUCUUGAAAGUAGAUUAUCCUUAAUUCUUGUUCACUUUUCUAUUUUUAAAAAAAUAAAAAAUAAAAAAAUAAAUAAAUUAAAGGAUUAGUAACAGGCUAAUGGGUACCCGGUACUCGAACCGUAUCGACUAAUCGAUAUAUCCAUACUCGUAUUAGUCAUAUGAUAUACCCAAAUCCGGUUCGGAUCCCAUGGUUUUUCCUCAACCCUCAUCCCUAUAAAGCAGACACCAAAACUUUCCCGCUAUUUUCACCCUUUUCCAAUCUCUUGAGACGACUCUUGGCGCCAAACUCCCAUUUCCUAUUUUCUUCUCCACCACACUACGCAGUACACACCAGUAGAGAGAGAAAGAGAAGAAAACCAUGGAAAUCAUGAGAUCUCAGAAGAAAUCUUCCUCCGACGACGUCGCCGUCGUUUCCACCAUCCCUCUCUACCGCACUCCUCCUGUUCUCGAAGUUCGCCUUGAAGAUUUCGAACUCUUCGCCAUUGAUCGUCUCCGAGUGCUCAAAGGAAUUUCCGACGGACUUUCUCGCGGAAAAAAGCCUGAUGAAAUCGAAAAAUUGGUGAAGAAUUUGUUGAAAACUCACAUGGGACAUCCACAGGCUUCUGAGACAAUUAACAAGGACUUAAUCUCUCACUUUGUUCUCCGCCUAGUUUAUUGCAGAUCGGAGGAGUUAAGAAAAUGGUUCUUAUCAAUGGAAACAACUCUCUUUCGUUACCGAUAUAAGCUUGCGAGCUACGAUGAUCAGAAAGCAAUAUUAGCGGAGUUUGAUCUUCCCUACAAAGCAGUUAGCAAUGCAGAAUUUGAGAGUGUGAAGGAGAAGCUAACACAAGUUGCACGAUCCCUUGGGCAGCCUUUGACCAGCGCUGAUACCGUAUUUUACAAGGUACCAUUUGAAGAAGUUCCUGAGCUUGUGGCUGGACGCAGAGUGUACAUUCAUAAAGGGUAUGCAUAUGUUGCUAUGAAUCAGGUUGUUUCUCUUGUUGUCACACAAUUUCGCAGCAACCUAUCAAAAGAUCUUAUACUUACAAAUAGAAAAUGGACCUCUAUGAUUAGCGAAAAGGAGAAGAAUAGAUUGACUCCGAUUGUUGAAUCUCUCAGCACAAGCUACCUCGGUCCUGACUAUUCUGAGGCAAAGGAAUUUGCAGAGAUAUCACUGAAAGACAUCGAUCAAGUAGCAAAUAGUUUAUUUCCCCUCUGCAUGCGCCACCUAUUUGAAAAGCUAAGGGAAGAUCAUCAUCUUAAGUAUGGAGGCAGGAUGCAAUUAGGUCUAUUUCUCAAGGGUGUAGGAUUAACGUUGGAUGAUGCUCUUGCCUUUUGGAAAUCUGAGUUCUCCAAGAAGGUUGGUGCUGAGAGAUUUGACAAAGAGUAUGCUUACAGCAUUCGCCACAGCUAUGGAAAAGAAGGCAAGAGAGUGGAUUAUACACCCUACUCUUGUCAGAAGGUCAUCUCAAGCACUCCUGGUGUUGGAGAUCACCAUGGUUGUCCUUAUCGACAUUUCAGCGAGGACAACCUUAGAGCCGCACUUAGUAAAAUGGGAGUGAAUAGUCGGGCAAUGACUGAUGUUAUGGACAAAGUCCGAAACAAACACUACCAGAUAGCUUGCACCUUAACAUUUGAAGCUAUUCACGGUUCGUCCUGUGAUGCUGGAAUCAACCAUCCAAACCAGUACUUCAGUGAAAGCCAGAAGAUUUUGCAGUUGAAGAACAAUUCUUCUGUUUGAAGAUCCUUAUAUUAGGGGUGGGCGUCAAGAUGGACCUUUGUUAUUGCUUUUGUCUUCAGUUAAAUCGCCUUUUCAGGUGAGCAUAUUGGUAUGCUGGAAUCAUGCUUUUCUACGUGGUCCUGACGACAUCUUCUGUCUUGUUUUAUUGUUCCAUGCCCUACAAACACCACUACGGAAGGAUGCAAACUGUGCUGCAUUGUCCCUUCGUCAACAUGUAAGUUGUUGAUUCGCUUCUGUCUAACUAAUGCUGUUUUUAUAUACAAGUAAUUCCUUUUCUGUAUGCUUCUGCAUUUAAGCUGCUGCAGCUCAGUAUUUCGUAUUACUCUGCGAACCUUUAUUUUGAGACUUAAUGUGGAAUACAUUAUGUGAUAUGGCCUUCUCAGUUUCAUUUUUUUAACCAUGAAUUGCAUGCGGGCAAAAAGUUUGGUAAUUAUUUAAUAUAAAGUUGCCUCUUAUGAAAUUUAAAGGACGGCUUCAGAAGUAAAAUUCUGAGCUGAAUGCAUUUUGUGACUUUCAACUGUGAAUUGAACACACUAUACAUUUAUUAGUACUCCGUAGUAUAGUUCUGAGCUGAACAAGGGCAGGACAGCAGGAAUAACUGGAAAUUUUACUAGAGGUGGU
Messenger RNA from Chenopodium quinoa (quinoa), 2465 nucleotides. RefSeq names its product probable DNA primase large subunit. The transcript has 21 exons. The record is from RefSeq and is a predicted model, not a curated record. Gene Ontology annotation, biological process: DNA replication, synthesis of primer. Bases 483 to 1844 code for a protein of 453 amino acids. Lineage: Eukaryota; Viridiplantae; Streptophyta; Magnoliopsida; Caryophyllales; Amaranthaceae. Gene Ontology annotation, cellular component: alpha DNA polymerase:primase complex.